Molecule: messenger RNA, 3169 nt
Organism: Somion occarium
Lineage: Eukaryota; Fungi; Basidiomycota; Agaricomycetes; Polyporales; Cerrenaceae
Source: the annotation of a GenBank genome assembly
GACUGCAACCUCCUCACCGUUGUUCACCACGUUGUCCACGACGUUUCUCUUCACCUCGCAUGGUUCACCGACCAACGGACUCGCGGCUACUAGUUAACCUUCUGACCCACGAGAAGGAAUACUUGAAACAACUUUCAAACCUUCUCGACCAAUCGCAAACCUCACUAGCCUCCUUCUCCGCAUAUGCAGCGGCGUCUGCCCCACCUGCUUCUCAGAUAAUUAUUUCAGUAGCUGGAGCAUUUGCAGGAGCCGAUGAGGCAUUGCGGAAGUAUGCAUAUGCUGUGGAACAAUGGCAAAUGCAGCUCAAGCAACUAAAGGAGAUGGAGGCUGAGGUCGCGAAUAUAAUGCGUGAUCGGGAAAUUCUAGUUACACGGCUCAUCAAGGCUUCGAAGAGCCAGAAGUCGACGCGCGACAAUAUCCUUGCGUCAUCUUCAACGUCUACGCUCAGUGUGAAACCUGAAGUCCAAAUUGGCUCGAAAUUGUCUGCUGCGCAGACCGAACUGCAAGCAUGUGAAGCACAUUUGGCGGUUAAGGAACGUGAGUUGGACGAAACGAGGACGUCCACGAUUCAAACAGGUCUCCAACUGCGUUGCAAAGCUAUGGUCGAAUGUGGCUGGACAUGGGGUGAAAUGGGAAAGGAGGGUCUAAGGGCGUUGGAUAUGUUUGAUCUAUCCCAGCAACCCAAUGGUCAUGCUUAUUUGCUUGCAGGCGUUCCCCACGCUUAUUCCAAACCUCUUCCGAGUACCUCUCAUGGUCACGGCUCUGACGAUUCAUCUCUAGCACCUUCUCAGUCUGCCUCAAAUAUUCCAUCUUUCGAUUUUCACCGACCAACUUCUCCGAAACCACUUCCCAAUCCCAACGAUUAUACGCUACAGAUUCCACCAGCACACUCUAUAUCUGAGUUUGCACUGCCAAAUGGCCAUCGUCCUGUUCCAUUCGAUGAAGGUCCCGGUAGUAGCGCUGAAGAGGAUGAAAACAUGGAGAACUUGGAGGUUCAUGAGAAUCCUAAGUUUGCGCCAAAAGGCAAAGCGCAGACGCAGGGUCGCGCUCGCUCCGUCUCUGAUGUUCAGCCCACUCGACAUGUUAACUUCCAGUCUUCUUCGCGUUCGGAUUCGCACAUUACGAAGUCAUCUAGAGACAGGGAAGCAGAACAAAUUCCAACCAGAGGUUCGCAGAAACGCGGUUCAACUGGUGUCUUUGGAAGUAUAGCAGCCUUGUUCCAUGUCAGGGUCUCCAGCAACAACGACUCAGAUGCGUCCUCGCACAAAUGGCACACUCGGACUAAGAAAAAUCUUGCCAAAUCGAAACGAAAUGAUGAUAGCUCAGACGAUGAGCCCACUAGUUACAAUAUUGCAGAGUCGUCACUUGCGGGACCUUCAGAUCGUUCAGGUCUCUCCAGGUUGAGAAAACGUUCAACAAAGCGUAGCUCGUUGCAAGUGCCGCCGUCGUCUUCGGCUACUCGCUUACAAGAUGUUCCGGAGGAUAGAGGUUGGAUGAGUGAUGGUGCUGCAACUACGAGUCGAGGAAAGAAGAAGGCGAAGGCACCUACUUCCCUACGUAUCACCGAUCUUUCCAAUACUCGCGCUCCCAAAGCCUCUACAUCACCGAAGUCGCCAAAGGCCAAAGCGCCAAACGGAAUUUUGUCAGCGGGUCUGCCCACUGAAGCAUCGCUAUCGAGGAACUCAUCAGUUUCGAAAUAUAGUACUAUGUCUGCACCUGCCAGUGCACCUGGUCAGCAAACGACGAUUCAUCCUGCAUCGGUAUCGAGACGUGCCAGUACAUCCAACGCAAAUAUGUCUACUCCUCGUCGUCGCACCACGUCGCUAGAUGUGAAUGCGCUAAAGAAUCAGAACACAGGUAACGUCUUGUCCGGGCAUGGUUACCCUCCUAUACGUGCUGGUCCACUCAACACACCCGGCAAACCCAGCUCCGCACAGAGAAGUAACGGCGAUCCUGGCAAGUCGUUAAUGAGUAUCGUCGAGGAUGAUCGGAAACAUCCAGAUACAUGGCAGAAGCAACAUGAUCCUAAUCGUCUGCUAUUCCUCCCUAAAGCCCCGCCGCCUGUCACGGAGACUCCUGGCCUAUUAGACUUUGACAAGGCUGACUCAACUGAGCAGAAGGAAGCAGAGAAACCUUUGAAGCCCUCAAAGUCUGAGUCCUCUAUUGCCCCCACGCCAAUGGUGUGGAACCAUCCUUCCCCUCCUCAAGAAAAGCUAAGAGUACCAUUGAGGUCUGCUUUGCGGACCAGUCGAUCUCCUUCCCCUUCUAAACCGCCUCGGGCAAUAUCUCCACCUGUUCCAGGUUCCUCGAAGCUUCGUCCACCCCCAGCCGAUACACGUCGCCGCAGCCGUGAACUGGACGAUACAGCUUCAAUAUCCUCUUACGAGUCCUUCUAUGACGCCGAGAAUGGCAUGCUAGAUAAUAGUCCUUCCUCUACUCCUCAACCUGCCCCACAGCGACCUUCCCUGGCAAUACAAGCUCCGUCGUCGCCCUCGCCUCCACCACGCGACGAUCCGAUACAGACAGCCGUGAGUAGCGAUCUCUCGCAUUCCACGACUUCCCACUCGAGUGAAGGUGGUCAUACCGUUCGAAAAAGUGUCCGAAUGGCUCUGCCACCCACAUUCUCUUCUACACCACCCGCUCUUGAUGACGAUGAUGACACGGAAAGAGCAAGAUACAAACCUUGGUCCUCGGCGCCAGUGGUUCGUCAUCCUACGUCUGAUCAUCGUCAUGUACGAAGUUGGUCUUCGAGGGUGCCAGAUGGUUCGCCGACUAGGGAUGUAUGGGAGGAUUCCAGUGAUGAAGACGAGGAUUAUGGUAGGGCAAAGCAACUUCUUUUCAAGUUUUCGAGGAAAGCGUAGGAGAAUACUAUCCCUUCCACGAUUGUGGUUGUUUUUCCUUCUUGCUUUCCGCGGACAUUUGGUUUUUUUUGGAGUUCACUACAGUAAGCUAUUCAUUACACAGAUACGAUAUGGCUCUUUAUAAUGCUGUACUUCUUAUUGUGUAUGUAUCCGGUUGUUUUCUCGUCUAUAUUCCAGUAGUUAUCGUUUUCUUUCGUUCGUUCAGCGACUUGCAAUAGACGCCGGACCGAGGAAUGACCUUUCGGGCGCUUCUCCUCUCUUGUGGUUCGGGCUUGCGCUUUCAGCACAAAAUACACUCUUGUCUCCCG